AUGUCAGCGCCAGGGGAGCAGCACAGCUGGGCUGCUAAGACCCCCAUCCUCUCAGCCACCUUGUGGCUCCUGUGCUCCGCUACGCAGGUUUGUGGAGACCAAAACCAAGGAGCUAUUUUUCUGCGUGAAUUUACAUUGAUUCGGAGAGAGAGCCUCCAUGACGAUUUCUUGUCUGACUUGCUGAAUAACCAUAAAACUGAAGAUCCGGGCACUGGAGGAGGAGAUAAUGGUUUGGAGUUACUUGAUGAACAGUUAACCAAAGCAAGUUCCAGAACAGCUCGGUCUGAAGAAGACCGAGAUACACUGUGGGAUGCCUGGGGUUCAUGGAGUGAAUGUUCACGCACUUGUGGAGGAGGGGCUUCCUAUUCACUCAGACGCUGCCUGAGCAGCAAGAGCUGUGAAGGGCGAAACAUUAGAUACAGAACAUGCAGCAAUGUGGAUUGCCCUCCAGAAGCCGGUGAUUUUCGGGCCCAGCAGUGUUCUGCUCAUAACGAUGUCAAGUACCAGGGACAGUUUUAUGAAUGGCUUCCUGUCUCUAAUGACCCUGACAACCCGUGUUCACUGAAGUGCCAAGCCAAAGGAACAACCCUUGUUGUGGAACUGGCUCCGAAGGUUCUUGACGGCACGCGAUGCUACACUGAGUCACUGGAUAUGUGCAUUAGUGGCUUGUGCCAAAUCGUUGGCUGUGAUCACCAGCUGGGAAGCACUGUCAAGGAAGAUAACUGUGGGGUCUGCAAUGGCGAUGGGUCCACCUGCCGGCUGGUUCGAGGCCAGUAUAAAUCCCAGCUCUCAGCAAAUAAACCGGAAGAUACUGUUGUCGCUGUUCCCUAUGGAAGUAGGCAUGUUCGUCUAGUGUUGAAAGGACCUGAUCACUUACAUUUGGAAACCAAGACUCUACAAGGUGUGAAGGGCGAAAACAGCCUCAGCUCCACAGGCUCCUUCCUGGUGGACAAUUCUAGCGUCGACUUCCAGAAGUUUCCGGACAAGGAGAUACUGAGAAUAUCUGGGCCUCUCAGUGCAGACUUCACAGUCAAGGUCCGUUACGCUGGUGCUGCUGACAGCGCGGUUCAGUUUAUCUUCUAUCAGCCCAUCAUUCACCGAUGGAGGGAAACUGAUUUCUUUCCUUGUUCAGCAUCCUGUGGAGGAGGUUACCAGCUGACAUCUGCUGAGUGUUAUGAUCUGAGAAGCACCCGGGUGGUGGCUGAUCAAUACUGUCACUACUACCCUGAAAAUAUUAAGCCAAAGCCAAAACUUCAGGAGUGCAACUUGGACCCUUGUCCUGCCAGUGAUGGAUACAAGCAGAUCAUGCCCUAUGACCUCUACCAUCCCCUUCCUCGAUGGGAGAGUACUCCAUGGACAGCCUGCUCCUCCUUGUGUGGAGGGGGCAUUCAGAGCCGCACAGUCUCUUGUGUGGAGGAGGACAUUCAGGGGCACAUCAGCCCUGUGGAAGAGUGGAAGUGCAUGUACACGCCAAAGAUGCCCAUUGUCCAGCCCUGCAACAUAUUUGACUGCCCAAAAUGGCUGGCCCAGGAGUGGUCUCCGUGCACUGUGACAUGUGGCCAGGGGCUGAGAUACCGUGUGGUUCUCUGCAUUGAUCACAGAGGGAUGCAUACAGGAGGCUGCAGCCCUAAAACAAAGCCUCAUAUAAAAGAAGAAUGCAUUGUACCCACUCCUUGCUACAAACCCAAAGAGAAACUUCCUGUGGAAGCUAAACUGCCAUGGUACAAGCAGGCACAAGAGCUGGAAGAAGGAGCAAUGGUGUCUGAAGAACCAUCGUUUAUUCCUGAGGCCUGGUCUGCCUGUAGUGUCACAUGUGGGGUGGGCAGCCAGGUGCGGCCUGUGAAGUGUCAGGUGCUCCUGUCUUUCUCUCAGUCUGUGGCUGACCUGCCUAUCGACGAAUGUGAAGGUCCCAAACCUGCAUCACAGCGAGCCUGUUACAGCGGCCCCUGCAGUGGGGAGGCUGCUGAAUCUAACCCUGAGGAAACCGAACUGAUCUAUGGGGGCCUCCAGGAUUUUGAUGAACUCUAUGACUGGGAAUACGAGGGCUUUACAGAAUGCUCAGAAUCCUGUGGAGGAGGUGUCCAGGAGGCUGUCGUGACUUGCUUGAACAAACAGACAAGAGAGAUUGCAGAUGAAACUCUGUGUGUGACCAGCCGCCGUCCUCCACAGCUACUGAAAGCCUGUAAUCUGGAGCCCUGCCCCCCAAGGUGGGAGAUUGGGAAAUGGAGCUCCUGUAGUCUCACCUGUGGAGUUGGACUGCAGACUCGAGAUGUCUUCUGCUCUCACCUCCUCUCAAGAGAGACGAAUGAGACGGUGAUUUUGGCAGAUGAGCUGUGUCAUAAACCCAAGCCCACCUUAGUGCAAGCCUGCAAUCGUUUUGACUGCCCACCAUCCUGGUACCCUACAGAAUGGCAACAGUGUUCACAGACCUGCGGAGCAGGCACUCAGAAGCGAGAUGUGCUCUGUAAGCAGCGCAUGGCAGAUGGAAGUUUUUUGGAGCUUCCAGAAACCUUCUGCUCCGCUCUGAGGCCAGUUGCCCAACAAGCCUGCAAAAACAAAGACUGUCCCAGCGAAUGGCUUCUUUCCGACUGGACACAGUGUUCAGUGAGCUGUGGAGAGGGCACCCAGACUCGAAAUGCCAUUUGCAGGAAGAUGCUGAAAACUGGAGGUUCUGUCAUCAUCAAUUCCUCAAUGUGCCCACCUUUGCCUCUCUCUUCUUUAGUCAGGUCCUGUGCACUAGCAGCUUGCACAAGGCACAACAGGCCGGCUCAAAAGCAAAGCCCCCAUAUUAUGGCCCUGAAGAAAGUUUACAUCCAGACAAAGAAGCAGAAGAAGCUACACUUUAUUGUGGGUGGCUAUGCCUACCUGCUGCCCAAAACCUCUGUUGUCCUCCGAUGUCCAGUGAGAAGGUUCCGUAAAUCAAUGAUCACCUGGGAGAAAGACAACAAGCGACUCCUCAGUUCAAUUCACAUUACCAUUGCACCAUACGGGUACAUGAAGAUCCACCGUUUAAAGCCUUCAGAUGCUGGGACGUACACCUGCACAGCAGGGCCAGCCCGGGAACAUUUUGUGAUUAAACUAAUUGGAGGCAACAAUAAGCUCAUCAACCAACCAGCUGGGAUUAGAGAGGAAGAGAGUACAAGGAAGUCCAGUUUGAAUGAAGCCUUGCACACUCAGGAGAAGCAUCAGAAUGGGAUUCUCUUCAAUAGGAGCAAGGCCGAGAAACGAGGGCAUCUGGCUGAUCCUAGCAGCCAGUACGAUGACAUUGUCUCAAGACUUCUGGAGCAGAGAGGCUGGCCUGGGGAAAACCUGGAAUCCUGGGAGGCUCAGGAGUCGACAGAGAGAAAUGCCUCUUCAGAGGAGGAGCAGAGUCAGGAGUACAGCCUUCCGUUUACCAUGGUCAUGGAGCAGAAACGCUUGGAUGAUAUCAUAAGGAAUUUGUCUCAGCAGCCUGAGGAACUUAAGGAUGUCUACAGCAAGCAGCUUGUUGUGCAGCUGGCUGAUGACAUCUUCAGGAGCCAUUUGGAAAAUCAAGAAUCUGUUUUCCAGGGGAGAAUUCUUUCAGCUACAGCAGAGUUCUCUUUCCGCAACCCUAUGUCUGGAUUCACCAGUUCCUUGAGAACGUCGUCUGCCAAAGCACACCUGCCUACUUCAAUGGACGUGGGGAAUGGCUCACGCAGGCCCCAUCGAAAGCCUGCAAUCCUCAGGAAGAUUUCUGCAGCUCAGCAGCUCUCAGCCUCUGAAGUUGUCACCCACUUGGGACAGACAGUCGUCUUAGCCAGCGGGACCCUAAGUGUGCUGCUUCACUGUGAGGCUGUUGGGAACCCAAAGCCCACCAUUAGCUGGGCUAAAAAUGGAGCAGAGGUGCAAUACAGUGACAGGAUACUCCUUCAGCCAGAUGACUCUUUGCAGAUUCUAGCACCAGUGGAAGCUGAUGUGGGUUUCUACACCUGCAAUGCAACUAAUGCUUUGGGAUCUGACUCUGUCUCCAUUGCGGUCACUUUAGCAGGAAAACCACUGAUCAAGGCAUCGAGAGCUACGCUGAUCAACACAGAGUCCUCCGCUGUGACGGUUGACAUUGGAAGCACAGUGAAAACAAUCCAAGGUGCAAAUGUUACCAUUAGCUGCCAAGUUGCAGGUGUACCUGAAGCAGAAGUUACUUGGUUGAGGAAUAGGAUCAAGCUGGCCCCUGCCUAUCAUCUGCAUGAUGGCUCAUUGCUGAUUGCAAAUGUAACUCUGUCCGAUCAGGGGUUAUACUCCUGCAGGGCAGCCAAUCUUCGUGGGGAGGUGACUGAAAGCACACAGCUGCUGAUUCUUGAUCCCCCACAAACCCUCCUUCAAUUAGAAGAUUUGACAACAAUGCUUUUAAUCACGGGGCCGGAUAUUCCCUCAGUGCUGACCUCUCCUUCAGGAACAAGGAUGGUGCUAAAUCCUGGAAGUUCUGUCCUCAUCGGUUGCCCAGUGGAUGGUCACCCAACUCCAAACAUCACUUGGUUUUAUGCUGGUCAACCCAUCAGCAUGAGACAUAACAUCCUGGCAGCUGAUCAGAUUCUUCAGCUACUAAACAUCAGUGAUGGUUAUCAAGGUGAAUUCAGCUGCCUGGCUCAGAAUGAAGCUGGCUCACUUAUGCAAAAAACAUCUCUGACAAUCCGAGAAUAUUGGUGGUCAGCGGACAGACUGAUGGCAUGUUCGGCCUCCUGUGGUAACAAAGGAGUGCAGCAACCCCAGCUGAGGUGCUUACUGGACAGGACUGAGGUCAACGCAUCCCACUGCAUAGAGAAGCCCAAGCCAGUGCUACAGCCUGUUGCUUGUAACAGAAGAGACUGCCCUUCAAGGUGGAUGGUGACAUCCUGGUCCCUUUGUACACGGAGCUGCGGUGGAGGGGUCCAGACCCGGCGUGUGACAUGUCAGAGGUUGACCGCUAUGGGCAGUUCUGUCCCCAUGUCAAAUGAGGCAUGUGCCCAGGUUGCCAAACGCCCAGUGGAUACCCAGAUCUGUAACAGGCAGCUGUGCAUGGAGUGGGUGGCUUCCUCUUGGGGUCAGUGUAAUGGGCCGUGCAUUGGACCACGACUAGCUGUACAGCACAGACAGAUUUUCUGCCAGACCAGGGAUGGGAAUUCUGUGUCUUCUGACCAGUGCGGUGCCCUGCCAAGGCCUUUGAGCACACAGAACUGCUGGACAGACAUCUGUGGUGUGCACUGGAGGGUCAGUCUGUGGACUCUGUGUACAGCUACGUGUGGGAACUAUGGCUUCCAGUCCAGGCGAGUGGAAUGCGUGCAUGUCCGCACCAACAAACCCGUGCCGGAGCACUACUGUUCCUGGAGGCCAAGACCUGCCAACUGGCAACGCUGCAACAUCACCCCCUGCGAAAACAUGGAGUGCAGAGACACCACCAGGUACUGUGAGAAGGUGAAGCAGCUCAAACUCUGCCAGCUCACCCAGUUCAAAUCUCGCUGCUGUGGGACUUGUGGAAAAGCAUGA
This is a messenger RNA of Emys orbicularis (European pond turtle), 5481 nucleotides long. It is a transcript of the gene ADAMTSL1, whose product is annotated as ADAMTS like 1. The coding region runs from base 1 to 5481 and encodes 1826 amino acids. Gene Ontology annotation, biological process: extracellular matrix organization. The transcript is spliced from 31 exons. NCBI's taxonomy places the organism in Eukaryota, Metazoa, Chordata, Testudines, Emydidae. Gene Ontology annotation, cellular component: extracellular matrix. The record is from RefSeq and is a predicted model, not a curated record.